GGCGAUCGGUUCUCUCGGAUCAGCUGUGAGAGCGGCGUGGCGCCGUGUGCCGCGGCUCUGACCCGCUGUCAGUUGCCCGAGCCCUGUGCUACGGUUAGGACCGUGCAAUCGUCACCUUUUAACGAGCACGAGACAAGCUUGCGUGAUCAUCAUCGAAACGACUGGGCUCUCACGGCCGCGUCGUCUAGUCCUCGUUGCGAAUCGCGUCGUUUCGUCGAUGAAGAUUGAUCACGGUCAAUCGAAACACGGUACAACUUGAAGAUCAGGAUCAAACGAACGUCGUUGAUACGUGAACUGCUCGUUGUCCACGGUCGAUUUGUAGAACGUGAGUCGGAUACACGGAUUAGCGAAAGAAACAGGCAAGAGAGAAACAGUGAUCGAUCGCGUUCCGUUUCGAUCGAUCCGUGUCGGGGCGCACCAUCUGCUUGAAAUCGUGCCCCAUGAUCGACUGGGAUUUCUAAAGAUCACGAGCCGCUCGUUGAAAGCUUGAAAUUGCGCUUCGAUCAUCCGCGAUCGUUGAUCCUUACGUUUCGAACGUGCCGACUUGAGGGAGAAAAAGAUAAAGAAAGGGAGAGGAGAUUGCCGGUUCGAACAUCGUGGUGGUUUUUGUGGUGGAAAAGUGAUUCGAGGUUAAUCAAAGAGAAGCUCGACAAAGCCAAGGGCCGCAUGCUUCGCUAACAAGUCUCAGGAUGGUCUGGUAGAGGAGGAGCCUGGUGGUUCGAUCGCGAGAAAUGGCGUGCGGAAUAUCGUUCGAAGCGACUGCCACGAGCACGGUACUUUUCCUGCUGGUACUGCUGCAGGCGGCACUGGUGUGGGACGAAGUACACGGUGCUCCAGCGAAGAGAAACGACAUACUCGCGGGCACGGAAUUUCUGUCAGUCUUCAUAAACGGCGCCAUGGCCACGCCGCCACAGCGACGUAGGGGUUUCAGACGAGGAGGACACACGUCGUCAACAGGAGAUAGCGCGACAGCGGAAUCGCAUCAGCACGAGGCUUCGAUUUACCGAAUAUCGCGAAAUCCUGGCAAUAAACAAGUCGUCCCGAGAGCGCGCAACACCAGUGGCCGAGAAGAGGUCGUUCGAUUCUACCCCAUAAGCCACAAAACGUUAGAAAAUAGGCAACAAAAUCUAGCAUCGUUAAUCGACGAAUUGAGCACCACCAGUGACAUAUCUUCGACACGGCUGGCUCCUCAAAGUUCAAUAAGUACGACGACGGUCACGUCGACGACAGCUCAAGAGAAAUCACCAUCGAGGACAAACGCAACGAGCAAUUCGACGAACAAAGCAGUCAGCCGACAGAAAGUUAUAGGUGUCAGUGUGACGUCCACCGUCGAAGCUACGCCGUACAAGGUCAGGGUGGAACAUUACGACAAUACAGAUGCGACAGUCGUAUCUCGACCGCCAAGCUCCAUCGGAAUUUCGUCUAAAGAUGUUACGAAAGAGUUGAAGAAUGGCACGACAAGGCCUCCUACAACGAGGACUAUGAGCUCCACGACUGCGAGAACAUUGACCACGACUACUACAACGACGACGACAACCACUUCUAAAUCGCCGAGAAUGACGACACCGUCGUCUUCAAGCUUCGUCACUGAGGAACUUAGUAACAUCGUAUCAGAAUCGAACAGGAGCGAAUUCUCCGUUGACGAAGGCUCGCUGAGCACCAGUUGGCGAGUUCAAAGUUCGGUUACGCCUAGAUCGAUGAACAAGCACACUCCUUCUUUCGUUGAACAUCAGAAGGAGAUAAAUAAUAAUAAUAACAACAAUACGAACAAUCCUUCAGGGGACAUGAUCACCCUGCCAACAGAGGAGAACUACGAGUUGCCGGAAGAGAACGCCGAAUCAAAGGAGUUCAGCGAAGAACCAAUGGAAGUACAGUCAGAGCGCUACCAGGCCCAAGGUCGAAAGGCAGGCAGACACUUCGACGCUUCCCACUACAAUCGUCCAGGCUCCAAGAUGUAUAGCCAGCCAUCGAAGAGCUAUAAGUCACCACGGCCGUACAGCGAGCCAGCUAAAUUGUACAGCGAAUCAGCAAAGGGCUAUAACGAACCUGAGAAAAUUUAUGGAGAACCAGCCAAGGUGUACAGCGAGCCAGCAAAGGUUUAUAGUGAACCAGCGAAGGUAUAUAGUGAACCAGCCAAGGUUUACAGCGAACCUGCAAAAGUCUAUGGUGAACCAGAAAAAGUGUACUCGGAGCCAUCGAAGGUUUACUCGGAACCAGCUAAAGUUUAUUCGGAACCAGCGAAGGUUUAUUCGCAACCUGCCCAAGUUUAUAGCGAACCUAGCAAACUUUACGACUCAGAAGGUCAACCAUUGAGUCGCGAACGUGGCGGAGAACCAGACGAGCAGAAUUACGAGGUGGAUGAAUCCGUUAGUGUGAGUAGCAAUGGAAACGUCCAUGGACCACAGAUUAUGCUUACGGAACCUUCGAACGCUUCCGAAGUGGAAGAUGGUCACAAAGUGGGUUACGUGGUCGAAGGUAGGAACUACAGGAAAUACAGGGUCGAAGAGAGAACUCCGGACGGUUUUAUCGUUGGGGAAUACGGAGUGGUGAGCCACGAUGAUGGUUCUUUGAGAGGUGUUCGCUAUACUGCGGAUGGCACCAUCAAUCCUCGACUCAUAUACGAUGCACUAAUGAAAUUCCUCGCUUUAUGAGAUGAAUCAGCGAUGGAAGGAUGGAUAGAAGUGUAACGGAGGCGAAUCGACUCAAUCGUGUCGCUUUGCUAGAAGAAUGGCGAGACGAAGCGAAAUGACUGAUCUUUGAAACUGCUAUUCCCAACUCAACUGCCUCAGAGUAAUUUUAAGCAUCGGGUUUCUUAGAAUCUAAGGAUCUUCCAUGAUUGUCUAUGGCUGGUGAUAUGGGAAUGAUAGGUGGAGUAUUUGGAUUGUUUUUUGGUGUGUUAAGGAUUGAGCAUAGAAAGACGAGUCGAAGGAGCAACAUGUUAAAUUUCGACGAAUUAAGAUCUCGAGUUUCGUAAAUUCUUAUAAACUGUGCGAGAUACUUCAUCAGAUAAAUAUUUCACUAAAUACAUCAACUAUAAAAAGAGACGUAUUUUUGCAUUAUCGGCAAUUAGAUGAUUAUAUAUGAAAAAAAUAUAUUUUUACAUAACUGACGCAAAAUGUAUUAAAAAGCAAAGGUAGAAUAAAAUAUUUCUCUUAUUUGAAGUACAUUGAAACUACAUAUGUGCUCUAGAUAUGUGUACUAUGAUGUUUCUAAGCGUUAUAUAGAAGCAUAUAUGUCCGUUGAACACAUUAUAGAAUAAUAAGGAGAUGAUUAAUAACAGGUAUUAAAUAAAGAUUAUGCUUAGAAAAUAAUUGAAGAGUGACUCAAAAAUACAUUAGUAAAAUCAUUCAUCAUUUCUUCGUAGAAAUACACGUGUAAAUUUACUAUGAGUCCUAAUUUUCUAGUUGAAAAUACACCUCUCAAACGAAAACAUAAAUCACAACUACAAGUACAUAGUACAUUAUUCACAAUUUUCUGAGCAAUUAAUACAUUUUAUUCGAUUAUGAAUGAAGAAAGUAUUUACACUACAGUAGAAUUUUAUUUAUCUAAACCAGUCGGGAAACGACCAACUCAUACAAAAUAAGAAUUUAUUGAUCCUCCCAUUAUCUUUAAUUUUUGUUCUUAUAAUAAAAAUUCGCUAAUUACAAUUGCAUUUUAAUAAAUACAGUACUACUGUAUGUUCAUAAAAAUCUUAUUAAUAGUAAGAAUAAUUUCAAUAAACCUAUCAAUAACUUGUUUCAAUAAAAAUUAUUUUUAAGAUCACCAACCGUCCAGUAACUUAUAGAGGGGAUUAUAAUAGAAUCAUAAUAGAAAAAAUAUUUAGAAAUAUUAUGUGUUUUCUAAUAUAAUAUUGUACAUAUAAAUGUAGAGCAUCUGACGUAAAUGUUACAAAUAAGAGAAAUAUUUCAAUCGAUAAACUAAAGUAUAUGUAUUUAUGAUUCAUUAUACUUGAGAUAUUAUUAUCAAAGACGCAUUGCAGAAGAUCGAGAAUUCAAUGUCAUCGCGAAAAGUACCAUUGUGAUAAAUGCAUGGUACACUAACAUAAGUUCCACGAAUAAGCAAACUACUUGGACUCGUUAGCAUGGAUAGUAAUCUUUAGUUGGUCGUCACUCCGUCGUUUCUAAGGUCUGGAAAAGGUCACAGCGAUCCUCCACUGACUUCGCGAUCGGCUCUUUCGUCAGAGAGCUUGAAAUUAUAAAGAAUACAAAGUUAAAGAUUAUUCAUCGAUGGUUAUGGGAAAAUUGAAGCGUACAAAGCGAAGAUAGAUUCUGAAUGGUUUCCCUUUAUGCAUAAAAUGAUUUGUGUUCGAAGGAUUCUAAUGGCAACUUUAUCAAGAAUUUUUCUUUUAUUACGUGACUUGUAUUUCAAAAUUUAUAGAAAUCCAACUUAGAAUUUUACAAUCUUAUUAACUUACAUCACAUCAAAAUACAUUGAUAGACAAAAAUAUUCGUACAGCUGCAGUGUAGAAAUUAAAAAGCGAUAUUUCGUAUAUUAUUAAAUAUAUUCAAACGUAUAUGACUAUGUACUAUUCACAGACAUUUACGUUAAUGAAUGUACAGAAAUAAAAGUUAAUUGCACCUAUUACUGUUCCGGUGCAUAAUAUCUAUUGCAUAUAUUAGUUGCAUAUAUAAUAUAGAAUACAAAAAAUAUUGCUCGUUUUAUCUCUACGUUCCAACUGUAUGAACAUUUUUGUUUCUCAUUGUAAUUCUAUAAUCAAUCUAUUAUGCAUAAAAUAUAAACAAAUACUUGGGUACUUUCAAAUAGUGUACAAACGAUAAAACAACGAUCCAAUCGCUGACUCGCCCAAAGCGACGCGACAAUGUCGAUAGAACGAAAACGACUGAUUCUUUCGCUCUUGCCAACGCAACUGCCUCAACGAUUAAUUUUUAAGAAUGGCCUUCCAUGAUCUCGCUGUUAGGCAUCAACAUGCGUGUAUAUCCGUACUGUCAGACGGAGACGGGAAAACGGUCGCUGGACGAUUCGAUCAGGAGCGAAACACAGGGAAUUCGAAGCCCGGCCAGUUUCGUUGCGAAACUUGACAGAUGAAAGUGACUCCUUUCGGUGGCGAAAGUACGAACUUUUGUAUGCUACCCGAUGGCCUUUGACGGUCUCGUCACGCGUCUCGAGUCGUCCGAGAAACAUUUCUUUUCCCUUUGUUCGUCUAGCGAUUAAACACGUUCUCCGCUGCCACGCGAGCAGGAGGUCCUCGAUCAUGGCGCCACGUAGUUGCGUAAAUCUUUUGUGAUCGCGUUAAUCGCAAGCGUAUGUUUCUCUCUUCCGAGAUUCGUUAAACUAGAAGGUGGUGGUGGUGAUGGAGUAACGACACGGUGUUCGGUUGUUAAGUCGACGAUAUCGCAAUAUUAAUUAUUGUUAUUGGGAAGGAUACCCUUAUUACGAUUGGAUGCUUGUAUUUCUCUUAUUUAAUUGUUUCUUUUGGUUUUACUGCGUCGCAUCUUGUUUCAGCGUUGUACGUUCGUACAAUAUUUAAAGCUGAAGAAAAGUUUCGUUUGGUUAGUGAAUUUUCAUAUUUGGUGGAGUUUAGAGGGAUUACAAUGUAAAUAAUGAUCAGUUGAGUUACUCGUAAAUGGACGAAUGAUAUUUUAUCAUUUAUGCAUGAUGUUUAAAUAAUUUUUGUUACGUCUAUUACGUUUCAUAAAAUUAUGCUAAUGAUAACUAAAUACACUUCAAAUUUUCCCAUUCAUUCCUUUUUUCCAUAACUUUAAUACCUUCCAAAUUUUUCAAUUAAUCUUUUCCUACAGAUACUGUCAGAAUCGAUAUCACAGCGGAUAUUUCGAAACAACUUUAAUAAUUUUUUAAUUUGAAAUUUUUUAUAAAUCAUCUGUAUGGAUAUGCUGCAUGUUUUUGCGUUCCAACUUUUUCUUCAAAUUCCAAAAGAUCCCAAAAUUUUUUUUCUAACCAGUCAUCGUACAAAAAUUAAUGGAAGAAAGACACAAAUCGAUUGAUUUUCCAACUAAUAUCUCGCAUUAUGUAUCUCCAUACUUUUUAAUAUAUUGAAACUAAAAGUUUAAAUCGAAAAGACCUCGCACGACACAAGUAAUGAAGUAAACGACAUCGAUCUGACAAUCCCUCGUCACCUAAAGUUUUGAAAAUAGCGACGAACGAAGCAGCGAGAUAUCCAAGAGAAUCGACUAAACAUGUAUGUCGCGUGCUUUCGUCACUGUGACGCUUCUGUGAUGAAAAAGCACAUCGAGAAGUCGCAGCUGCCAGGGCCUCCAUUUUGGAUCACUUUAAAAUCUUAAUUUCUUCGAAGGCUCCGCCGCUGCGACUGAACUGCUGACUUGUCACGGCAGCGUCUCUGCGCAAUUUUUAAGAUAUAAGUUUCUAUUAUAGAGCAAGGUAGCGUUAUUUGAGUCAGCUAAGUCUUAGCAUCAUCAAAUUCAAUUAAAAUUUUGCACAGAAUAAUCAAACUCAUUGUGAGACGCUACAUCUCAUAACUAUUAUAUAAAAUUGCCCAAAAAUUGUCAAUUCUUAUGCAGAUACAAGAUAGGAUAAAAAAUCUAAUUGGAAAUACGUAAAAUUGAACAAUUAAACUUACAGAAGUUAUUGUUUCAUUUCAUUCCAUCGUAAUCUAAGUUCAGUUUUUGUAUAAUAAGACAUCGUUUCUCCCUUUUUCAGUGAAUAUAUUCUUUUUAGCAAAGAAAGCGAUAAAUUACUGAAUCUCGAUACAAUUUCAAAUUAUCCAAUUACUUUGUCCUCCUGUCACGUUGAUAUAUAAAAACUGAAAGAUUUUGGGUGAUUUUAUAAUUAUGAGGUGUAGCGUAUUAGCUUUUAAUAUAACAACGAAAGAAUAAGAAAAUAUCGCGUACUUUAGGUCCAACAAGAAUAAGCGUCAAGAAGAAUAACUUAAAUAAUCUUAUGGUAUUUAUGGUAAUUAGAACCGAGAAUUAUUAACUAAAUUAAUUAAUUGAAAAACUUCUUAUCUUUUGAUGAGUAGGAAUUAUAUCCUCGUAGAAAAGUAUAGGCAUCAAGCUGUUACUAACAACGAAUUUAGCUUUAACAACGAAUAAAUAGCUCAAAAAUUGUUAUAACAAUAUUUAGCAAAUCAUAAAGCAAAUUGCUUAGUUUGAUUUGAAUAAUUCUAUCUUACCCUAAGUUUUGUAAGACGUUUCGACGUCAAGGAAGUAUCUCAUUCGUGGAGAAGACCGUAGAGCGUAAGACGAUAACGUUAUUUUAUUUAGGAUUAAAUAGCUCAUUCUUCCUCAUUACCUCAAUCUUUGAGAUAGUUCCUCCUGCCAUUUAAAUAACGUGUCACGCGUACUCACCUUAAAUUAUAUACACGAUCUCGAUCGUUCGCACGCACGUUCGCUCGAUACUUUUCUGAUAGCCAAGAAGAAAAGCGAAUCUCGAAGCGAUACGUGCUGAUGGAUCGUAUCGAAUCGAUGGAACUCGUUCGUUCGAAUGUUGCUCAUCCUCGUAGGCUAAGUGCGCGUUCAUAUUGUCUUUAUUUUAUAUGUAAAAGAUAAAGUAUUCCGAUAUGUUAUACACGUGAUACCGUUACGAUUAAGUACAUUCUGUCUCCCUUUUACGUUAGGCGUACGUAGUCUAAUGAUUAUUAUUAAUUAUUAUGCAUAGCGCUGUGCAACCAUUGUCAUUCGUCGAAUGCAACUUUGUAAUAAAUUCCAUUGUCAUAAUAUUUUCAUUUGUACGAUUUCUUUUCACCUUUAAAUUAUAAGAAUUACGAUUUACAACUAACGAGAUACAGCAUAUUAAAUAUCAUACGAAAAUUCUUUCCUUUUCCAUUUUUAUACGUUUUUACAUUUACUUUCUUUAGUGAUAAACACACUUUUAUUAUAAUUAGAAUAAUUUCCAAAUAAUAGGAAACCUAACUAACGGUAACUAAAAGUAGGAAAAAUACAAAUUGUAUAGCAUCAUAUGUAAAUUUUCAAUUAAAUAUACGUAUAGUAAAUAGAUUUUGCCAUUUAAAAGCAUUACUAUUCUAUCAGAGGAAUUUAAAACUUCAUGAAUAAAUUCGGGUAUCUAAAUGACUAUUAUAGAAAUAGAAACCACAUCAAUAAAUUGAAAACAAUCUUUGCAAAAAAAUAUUAUAAAAGAACAACGAUGAAAGAAAAAGAGGACGAAAACAAUAUCAGCUAAGAAAUUUACAUUUUUAUACGCCUAUUGUUAACUUCACCUCGUUCUCGUGAACUCACCAUUAUUAUCGACUGUAAGUAAAGUUCAACAAACAUCUUACAAUAUAUACAUACUACGGGUCAAGCAAGAAACUUAUAAUUUACCGUCAUGAAUACGUUAUUCUCUAACGUUUAAUCUAUAACGUUCGAUCAUAUAACUUUCACGCUGCAUUUUUAAUUGAUACAUGAACCUCGUCAGUAUCAAAGAUUUUUCCUACGAUUAUUAUAGUGAUUUUUCAAGAGAUAAUUCCUCUGCAAGGCUACCAGCCGGAAGGUUGAGGACAAUAAGCGCACUUGGCAGUUUACUGGGCUAAGAAACGAUUUAUGCGGUCAUUAUCGACACGAAGGCAAGCCGAUAAUAGUAGGGUCGAGAGAGUCGUCAGAUAUUGAGCGAUCAAUUCGCGAAAAUAAGGGGCUGUGUCUGAUCCGCGAGACGUAUACAAGCCUAAUCAUGCGGCGAUAAUUCACACUUAUGAGCUUUAAUUCUUACUCUUGGUCGAGUCGCAGGUCCACAAUUUUGUCACGACACGGGAGAAAAAUUAAUUUAAGUGUUACGAAUUAGCCAGGGGCUACGAAAUGUCGAGCUGUGAGACGUAUCAUUAAACGAAUGAAUAAAUUCAUAUACGAGACCUGCAAUGACUUACAUUAUUUUCUCGGAUUUUUUCAUGAAGUUUCUGAUUUUCGUCAUUUUUGUUGCAUUUGUAUAGUUUUACUCUUUUGUCGGUGACUAU
Molecule: messenger RNA, 8881 nt
Organism: Bombus huntii
Lineage: Eukaryota; Metazoa; Arthropoda; Insecta; Hymenoptera; Apidae
Exons: 2
Coding region: 732-2651 (639 amino acids)
Source: RefSeq, a predicted model, not a curated record